AUGAACGCUACUUGCAAGGGGUUUUGCGUCGAAAGUGUUGGUGAAAUUCCGCCAAAAUUUAAUCUCCUUGACAAGCUAAGUGAAUGCAUGACGAUUAACCAAGCAAUGACCAUACAUUUGAGUUCUAGUGCUCCCUAUGCUACGUAUCCCAGAUGUGAACCACCCAGGAACAUAAAUCCUCCGACAACGACAAACUCACAUGUGUACGGGAAUGUACCCCCUCCAUCAACUAGUGAAAUAUGGUCUGUCGGGGCCCCGACCUUUCAACAACAACAAGCCACAGUGAAUAAUACUUAUAAAUGGAUGCACACAAAACGGGCACACAAACCUGCGGCACCAAAACGAAAAGUUGUGGAUGAAAAUGGCACAAAUAGGACAAACUUCAGUACACAUCAGUUGACGGAGCUAGAGAAAGAAUUCCAUACGGCCAAAUAUGUAAAUCGAGCCCGGCGGACGGAAAUUGCACAGAAUCUAAAGCUAAAUGAAGCACAGGUGAAAAUCUGGUUCCAAAAUCGGCGAAUGAAGGAGAAAAAACGUGAGAAAGAAAAGGCGUUUCUUGCUAGGAAUGUGAUGCCAUGGGACAACUCACCACCAUCGGACGAUGUCAAAUUGUCAUUACUGUAGAUCAUUAUUCUUUUAGACGCUAAUCGAUUAUUGAUCAAAUUUAUCUUCACAAAUAAUUAUUUUCUCUUGUGUAAAUUCGCGUGUGUACGUUGUCAUCGUCCCAUGAGUGCGCGCAUGCUUUGCGUGUGCGCGCAAUGGAUCACAAACGCUCAUCGCGCCACGGGUCUUUCAUUGAUUUUUCUGUCUGCUCUCCUGCGUCUCCUUUCUACACAUGAUUCUGCUCUCGCUGCAGUGGCGCAUGCGCACGCAUGACUCUGCGUCUCUACCAGCAUAUUUUUGGAAAUUUCCAUGUUUUACUGGUUACAGAGAGGUGUCAAUGUUGUUGUUAUUUCUUAUCGAUACUGCACUUUUUGUACCACUUAGAACAGACCAAGAAGUGAUAACAACUACCGUAACAUUCUGGGACGCAGCCCUGCUUCUCCUGUCACAUUUGAUCACGCUUAAAUUUGCGCAAACGACCAUAUGUGUAUCGCGCGUUUUUCUUGGAGAGCAGAUUACGGUAAUUGCUUGGAUUCCCCUAGAACUUUUUUUUCACUGCUUGACUGUGUUUCUUUGAACAACAUACGCUCAAUGCGACUUCUCUUCAAGUGUACACAUAUAUGUAAGAAUUAUUGAAUAAAGGUUAAGAUAUAAAUAUA
Molecule: messenger RNA, 1262 nt
Organism: Cylicocyclus nassatus
Lineage: Eukaryota; Metazoa; Nematoda; Chromadorea; Rhabditida; Strongylidae
Source: the annotation of a GenBank genome assembly